AUGACCUAUAGAUACACAUUAGCGUUUGUGUUUGGGCUUAUUCCUAAUACAUGCAGUUUCAUAUUUUCUCGCGCAGCAAACCCAAACCCAUUCGAAGUUCGCCUUGCCGGUGGUUCAAACGAUGCUGAAGGCAGAGUAGAGGUACUGCAUGACGGAUCCUGGGGUACUAUCUGUGAUGGCUGGUGGGAUCUUAGAGACGCCAGGGUGGUUUGUAGGAUGCUGGGGUUCGAUGGAGUCUUGGAAGCACCGCGAUCUGCAAGGUUUGGUCAAGGAUCUGGUCGCGUUCUGCUGAAGUAUGUCAACUGUGAAGGAACUGAAGACAAUCUAGCAGACUGUGCUCAUUGGUCGUUAUUCAUGUCAACAUACAAGGGAUGCAGGAGCCAUUUGUUAUUCUGGAGUACAAUCAUAAAAUGUGGGCUUAUUUUUAAUACAAGCAGUUUCAUAUUCUCUCGCGCAGCAAACCCAAACCUAUUCGAAGUUCGCCUUGCCGGUGGUUCAAACGAUGCAGAAGGCAGAGUAGAGGUUAUGCAUAACGGAUCCUGGGGUACUAUCUGUGAUGACCUCUGGGAUCUCAGAGACGCCAGGGUGGUUUGUAGGAUGCUUGGAUUUGAUGGAGCCUUGGAGGCACCGAGAUCUGCUAGGUUUGGUGAGGGUUCUGGGUUUGUUUUACUGAGGAUUGCCAACUGUGAAGGAACUGAAGACAACCUCGCAGACUGUGCUCAUCCAGGGAUUGGACGUUACUCUUACUCAUGUAGCCAUUCGAGGGAUGCAGGAGCUAUAUGUUACUCAGGAGGUAUUUUCUCUCCCCCUCCCGCGUCUCUCUUCUUUGAGAUGCCUAACCCUUACCAUUUUCGUGCCAAUAAUUGGAAUGGGUCUUCUAACUCCUCCAAAAAGAAAACACCGAUAUCAAAUUAUAUUCCCUGUUUUGGCACAGCAAAUCCAGACCUAUUACAAGUUCGCCUUGCCGGUGGGUCAAACGAUGCUGAAGGCAGAGUAGACGUUAUGCAUAACGGAUCCUGGGGUACUGUUUGUGAUAUCAACUGGGAUCUGAGCGACGCCAGGGUGGUUUGCAAGAUGCUAGGGUUUAAUGGAGCCUUGGAAGCACCGAGAUCUGCAAGGUUUGGUCAAGGAUCUGGUCGCGUUCUGCUGAACUAUGUCAAUUGUGAAGGAAUUGAAAAAAACUUGGCAGACUGUGUACAUGCAGGGAUUAGUCGUUACUCAUGUAGCCAAUCAAGGGAAGCAGGAGCCGUUUGUUACUCAGGAGCAAACCCAAACCCAUUCAACGUUCGCCUUGCCGGUGGUUCAAACGACGCUGAAGGCAGAGUAGAGGUACUGCAUGACGGAUCCUGGGGUACUAUCUGUGAUUAUGACUGGGAUCUCAGAGACGCUAUGGUCGUUUGUAGGAUGCUUGGAUUUGAUGGAGCCUUGGAGGCACCGAGAUCAGGAAAUUUUGGUCAAGGAUCUGGUCCCGUCCUGCUUACGUAUGUUAGCUGUGAAGGGACGGAAAGAAACCUAGCAGACUGUGCUCAUUCUGGAAUUGAACGUUACCCAUGUAGUCAUUUAAGGGAUGCCGGAACGGUUUGUUUCAAUGGAGGUCAUUUAUCUUCUAAUGAGGUUGUCUAUACAUUCACAUCUUAUCAGUCUAAAAAUUCAUUAAACACAACAGAACCAUUUCAAGUUCGUCUUACAAAUGGAACAACAGGCUCAGAAGGCAGAGUUGAAGUUUCGUAUAAGGCAUCGUGGGGAACUAUAUGUGAUGAUAAUUGGGAUCUCCGAGAUGCGAGAGUCGUUUGUAACAUGGUUGGAUUUGAUGGAGCUUUAGCCACACCCGGUAGUGCUACCUUUGGGGCUGGAGGUGGGGAAAUAUUGUUCGAUGACGUUGACUGCAAAGGCACGGAGGAUACCAUUGCUGACUGCUUCCAUCGAGGAAUUGGAGUCAACAACUGCAACCAUGGCAGUGAUGCUGGUGUCGUCUGCUUUAGAGGAGGUAUGAUUAUACAAAGUGCUAUUCAGAAACAUUCAGGAGAUGGAAUGUUGGCGAAAUACACCGAGAAGGGGGGGGGUAUACUCAUGAUUCUAUGCUCUUCAGACAAACAAAUCCAAGAGCUGAUAACAUAUACAUUUAUUUUUCUUACACUUGCAGCGCCAUUUCUAGUUCAGCUGGUAAAUGGUUCUAACGACUUUGAAGGACGAGUAGAGGUCAUGUAUGAAGGUUCCUGGGGAACCAUCUGUGAUGAUGAGUGGGAUCUGAGAGAUGCCAGAGUCGUGUGUAAAAUGCUAAAGUUUGAUGGAGCGUUAGCCGCACCAGGCUCUGCAACAUUUGGCCAAGGCUCAGGCGACAUACUUCUUGAUGAUGUAUCCUGUGAGAGAACACAUGACAACCUGGCAGACUGUUAUCAUCGAGGAAUUGGUGUUUCAAAUUGUCAACACGAAGAAGAUUCUGGAGCUAUUUGUUUCACAGGAGGUAUAAGCGGAUUUACAUUCUACCAUCAUAUUCAUAAACCAUUCACAGUUCGUCUUAGGAAUGGAUCAAAAGCGUCGGAGGGGAGGGUAGAGAUUAGGUAUGACGGAUCCUGGGGAACCAUUUGUGGAAGUAGUUGGGACCUCAUCGACGCCAGAGUUGUAUGCAGAAUGCUAGGCUUUGAUGGAGCUUCAGAAGCACCAGUAUCUGGAGAGUUUGGCCGAGGUGAAGGCGACAUUUUCCUUUCUGAUGUUCAGUGUGACGGCACAGAAAACAGUCUGGCAGAUUGCAGUCACGCAGGCAUAGGGGUCAACAAUUGCAACCAGGCCAUUGAUUCGGGUGCUAUCUGUUUCUCAGGAGUACGUCUAGUUGGAGGAACUAGUAACGCUGAAGGCAGAGUAGAGAUUUUACACGAUGGCUCCUGGGGAACUGUGUGUGAUGAUUCUUGGGAUCUCAAGGACGCAGAGGUCGUUUGCAGAAUGUUAGGAUUUGUUGGGGCUUUGGAAGCUCCGGUUGGUGCUCACUUUGGUAAAGGAUCUGGGGCCAUCUUUCUCGAUGAAGUGCAGUGCAAUGGAACUGAAAUCGAUCUUGAACAUUGUGAUCAUGACGGCAUUGGUGUCCACAACUGUGCCCACAACGAAGAUGCCAGUGUUAUCUGUAUCCAGCCAGAUCUCACUACUAAGUUUGUAAGCAACGAAUCGGGCAUAUUUACGACCAAGGAUUUCACUCAAACGACAUCUCCGAACUUGUUUCAAGAAGAACUAAAAAUAAUAAUUGUUUACGGGGUAUGUAUCAUACUUUCGAGCGUCUUCGUAGUGGUAACACUUACAUAUUGUAUACGGAUGGUCAGGAAGAAAAGGGCGGGGAGCAACCUAGAAAAUGAAAUUUACAUGGAUUUCCAAGACAUAGGAUUAAAUAAGGGCGCGAUCACACGCUCUACCUAUCAGGAAUUGAAUUCACCACCAAAACUUCCAGAGCGACCUCUAACGAUGAUUGGUCAAGGAAGUACCAUGAGAUCGUCUGGCCAGCGGUUUAAUAACCACGAUGAGCGGACUCUGACACACCAUGACAGAAAACGUGACAGUGGCCACGAAUAUACAGAAAUGGGAACCACGACCAAGACUGUUUCCGCGAACAAGGAAGAACAUAGCUAUGCUUACAACAUCCAUCCAACGAGAAGCCAAGAAGACUCACGUGAGUCGAUAAGUAAUGGGCAGUUAAUCAGUCAAAACAAACCACACGAGUAUAUGGUUAUGAACACUGUGUACAAAAAGAUUGAUGUGGGAAAAGAUGAAGAUAUUGACGGAUAUCUUCUUCCAAGUAAAACUAGCGAAACGCAACAAUUCCCGAUUCAAGCUGACUAUACAAAAGCAACCAUGCCCGCAGAUAACGACAAGAUAUCGGAAUCAUCACGACCAGAUUACUCCGAAGAUGAAAACGCACGUUUGCAAAAAGAAUUACAAAAUACAAAACGACUUAGUGCACAUGAAUAUUUAAAUAUGACCACUUUUGGUCAAGGAAUAUCAAAGGAAAAUGAAAUGGACACUGACGGCUAUCUUCUACCUACUGUUUUUGGUGUCAGUAGGGAAAUGAACGACUAAAAAGUUUAUUCCAAUUGAAUUCAUGAAGAUUAUGAAUUUACUACGGUCCUCUAACUUCUAUUUUUCAUGGUUAGAAAGUAGAAAUAGGAUAGAGAGUAGGACAAUGUGUAUUUUUUACGCAUCAGGUUCUACUAAAUAUAUCUUCUUCCAAGUAAAACUAGCCAAACGCACCAAUUACCGAUUCGAGCUGAACAUGCAAAAGCAACCAAUGGGAAAAAAACAUUUGAUAUGUAAUAGGGACUAAUGGUAGAAUCUAUU
This is a messenger RNA of Lytechinus variegatus (green sea urchin), 4320 nucleotides long. RefSeq names its product deleted in malignant brain tumors 1 protein-like. The coding region runs from base 1 to 4062 and encodes 1353 amino acids. The record is from RefSeq and is a predicted model, not a curated record. The transcript is spliced from 10 exons. Gene Ontology annotation, cellular component: membrane. Lineage: Eukaryota; Metazoa; Echinodermata; Echinoidea; Temnopleuroida; Toxopneustidae.